Messenger RNA from Triticum dicoccoides, 1280 nucleotides. Its product is annotated as deSI-like protein At4g17486. NCBI's taxonomy places the organism in Eukaryota, Viridiplantae, Streptophyta, Magnoliopsida, Poales, Poaceae. The record is from RefSeq and is a predicted model, not a curated record. The transcript has 4 exons. Gene Ontology annotation, biological process: protein deubiquitination. Bases 190 to 804 code for a protein of 204 amino acids. Gene Ontology annotation, molecular function: deubiquitinase activity.
UUAAUCAGAAGAAAAUCAAAAAUCAACUCCAGGGAAAACAGAAAAAUAAACUCGAUUGCCACCGUCUCGGCGUCGUCGUCGCCCGGCUCACGCGCUCCGACCUAGCCCUAGCCCUAGCCCUCCCUGCCAGUUGAUGGUGGGCGGGCUGCGAGAUCUGUAGGGCUCGUUGGCUUUCGCCGGCGGGAGGAGAUGGAGGCCGGGAACGACGGCCCGUCGACCCCGGUGCUGCUCAACGUGUACGACCUCACGCCCGUCAACGAUUACCUCUACUGGCUCGGCUUCGGCGUCUUCCACUCCGGAAUCGAAGUUCAUGGCAUGGAAUAUGGAUUUGGAGCACAUGAUUUCUCAUCCAGCGGUGUAUUUGAGGUGGAAUCGAAAUGUUGCCCUGGAUUUGUCUAUAGAAAGACGGUGUCGCUAGGCACAACUGACAUGUCUCGGGAAGAUUUCCGCUCGUUCAUUGAAAGACUUGCAGGGAAGUAUCAUGGCAAUACAUAUAAUUUGAUUGCGAAGAACUGCAAUCAUUUCACAGAUGAUGUCUGUAGGAGCUUGACUGGAAAACCCAUCCCUGGCUGGGUGAAUAGGUUGGCCAGAGUAGGCUCAGUUUUUGACUGUCUACUACCAGAAAGUGUCCAAGUUUCUCCUGUUGGACGUGUCCCAACUCUUCGUCCAGUUAUUGAUGAUGAUUUGGAUUCGGUAUCUUCUUCGGACAGCGAUGAGGGUGAUGACAAGCACCUGUUGGAAGCACCAUCCACUGACUUGCAACCUGUAGAAGUGCCAUUAAAGCUAGCCAAAGAUCUUCUUUGACAUGUUCCAUGUUUUUUUCUGCAAAAUUGACAUAUUACAACUGCAACCACUGGAGUCCAGGACGAUGAUGCGAUGUUUCUGGGUGGUUUUAGUGACAGGACGGAACCGUGGAGCUUGCCACUGGUACAACCUAUCACUUUUCACAGAGUUUUGGCUUUCUAGCAGGUGUACAGAUAGGAAUUGGCCAUCAUGUCCAAAAGAUAGGUCUAGUUACUUGCUGUUUUCCAGUUCGUGCAGUGACUGCUGUAUCGUACUCAGAAAAUGUUGAGCCUGGAACUGAUGUUAGCCUGUAUAUUUUAUUAAACGAGCUAGAAUAGGCAUUGUCGAGAAUGUUUGCCUUGGCGAUGCUCGCCUGAGCCUGGUAAUGAAAUUCCCAUGUCCAUGCUAUCAUAGACCCGCCGUCUCCAUGUACUACUACAUGGUUAUUGACAAUGGUCUGUUCAAUUCGUGAUUAAUCAGGUACUAACUAAGAUGCA